This is a messenger RNA of Patella vulgata (common limpet), 11792 nucleotides long. Its product is annotated as farnesyl pyrophosphate synthase. NCBI's taxonomy places the organism in Eukaryota, Metazoa, Mollusca, Gastropoda, Patellidae. Bases 225 to 1298 code for a protein of 357 amino acids. The record is from RefSeq and is a predicted model, not a curated record. The transcript has 9 exons. Gene Ontology annotation, molecular function: dimethylallyltranstransferase activity; (2E,6E)-farnesyl diphosphate synthase activity. Gene Ontology annotation, biological process: trans, trans-farnesyl diphosphate biosynthetic process. Gene Ontology annotation, cellular component: cytoplasm.
AUAGCGAGUGGUCGAGAGUGCCGUGGUGCAUAGCUGGUUUCUAAUUUUAGUAACGUCGCCCGAGUUCGUCAUCCAAUGAAACAUCGCUAAAAUUGUUCACCCCAUUAAGGCGAAGGGAAAGUGGUGUGUUUUUCCUUGUUCGAUCAUUUCAAGUUUAUUUUGACUUCACAUGUUGAUUUUAGUUACUGGAGACUUCGAUACAGUUUUCCAUCAAGACUUGAGAAAUGGCUGGACAAAAUAGCUGCUCAAACAAUAAGGGAAAUAAAGCAUGUAGAGAAUUAGAAGAAUUUGAUGCCAUAUUUCCUGCUAUUGUUGAUGAUCUCACUAAAACUGGCCUUAAAGACAAUGAAAUAUCAGAUGCUAUCCAGUGGUUUAAGAAGGUUAUAGAAUAUAAUGUACCCUUUGGUAAAAAGAAUCGAGGUAUAGCUGUUGUUACAUCAUAUUGUCAACUUGUUCCAAAUCCUACAGAAGACAAUAUUAGAAGAGCAAGGGUAUUGGGCUGGUGUGUUGAAUUGUUACAAGCAUAUUUCUUGAUAGCAGACGACAUAAUGGAUUCCUCCAUAACAAGAAGAGGGCAGCCAUGUUGGUAUAAAAAACCUAAUGUUGGUACCAUAGCUAUUAAUGACUCCUAUUAUUUAGAGUCAUCUAUUUUUGUUCUUAUCAAGAAAUAUUGUAGAGAUCAACCAUAUUAUGUUCAUUUAAUGGAAUUGUUUCACGAGACAACAUUGCAGACUGUGAUAGGUCAAUGUUUAGAUUUAACGACGGCUCCACCACAAGGCAAUGUGGAUUUCACAAGUUUUACUUUAGAUAGAUAUAGUGCCAUAGUCAAGUGGAAAACAGCCUUUUACUCAUUUUAUUUGCCUGUUGCUAUAGCAAUGUAUAUGGCAGGUAUAUCAGAUACAGAAGCUCAUGCCAAUGCUAAAACUAUAUUACUACAGAUGGGCCAUUUCUUCCAAGUACAGGAUGAUUAUUUAGAUUGUUAUGGAUCACCAGAAGUUAUUGGUAAAAUAGGUACAGAUAUACAAGAUAACAAAUGCGGCUGGCUGGUUGUACAAGCUUUAAAUCGAGUUACCCCGGAACAAAGACAAAUAUUAGAGAAUAAUUAUGGACAAGAUGAUGAAUCCAAGAUAGAAAGAGUAAAAGAAUUGUAUCGUGAUUUAAAUUUAAAAUGUGUUUAUACAGAAUAUGAAGAAAGUAGUUAUAAGGAACUUAAAACACUCAUAGAAAAAUGUAGUGGUAAUUUACCUAAGGAAAUCUUUGUGGCGUUUGCGGAUAAAAUAUAUAAGAGGCAGAAGUAAAUGUUCUAUUAAUGAACAUGACCUUGAUCAUCCUCAGAAAUCUGUGAAAGUCAUCUACAAUGACAGUAUACAUUAGGUGAAUUGAACCUCCCUUAAUUUGGCUCAAAUGUAUGUUUUCCUUAUUAAAAACUUAACAUCCAUGGUUAAGACCAGUUCAGAUAUAACCCAGUUUGUGUUCUUCGGUUGACCUUAAUUAAUAGUAAAGUGUAGGGGACCACACCAAACAUAAGCAAUUACACAAGACAGGACACAAUAUACACAGACACCUCAAACAACCAAAGGAAAAAGGUGGAAUCCUUAUAAAUUUAAUUCUGGAUUGCAAUAGAUAGGAUUGUCUUAAAACAAUCUGAAGCCAGUCAUAAGGACUGUCAUUUCAGUCAUAUUGACUGGCUAGAUUAGCCCAUUCGGAGCAUAACAGUAGGUCGUUAAACCUCAUUUCAUUUCAUGACUGACUAGAUUAGAUAUUUUACAACCUGUUGGUCAAUUUGCAUGCCAUAGAAGUAAAAUUUAAUCUUAAACCAGAACAAAAAGCCAGUUAAAUUUUAUAGUGUAAAAUCACUUAUAAUAUAGAAUGAAUCAUUAGUUAAGAUAAUGUGAAAAUAGUCAGUCUUUGAAAUAUAUGUCUUGACAAUCAAACUAAAACAUUAAAAUUUUACAGGUCAGUCAAUUUUUUAAGUGAAAGGGCCUAUAUUACUAACAAUAAUUGAUGGUUGUUUGUGGUUAUUGUACAUCUCCUUUCAAAUAAAGCAGGGGAUUAUUAGCUUUGAGACAACUAGGUCCAUAGUAGUCAUGUAAUAUAUGUUGUAGUACUUUCUACCAGGGCUUCCACUUCAAAAUUUUCCCAGCCGGUCAAUUUUUACGUGGAGAAAGUGGUGAUAUUUUUAGCACAUGAUAAGAAGCCAUAAAACAACAUGAUAUGGAAAUGCCGAUCGGGUUUAAUUGGGUCAAGGACAGUCACACAGAAAUUUAAUCUCACGUCAGCAUUUAUACCCACCCACCCCCGCAAUAAAGGAACACAUGUAAUCAAUUAUCAUUUAUUUAUUUAUACAUAAAUAAAAUAUAACAACAAGAAACAUUCAUUCACCGCAAGUACAGUAUUUUCUUACUUUAUUUACAACAUCAACCGUAUAUACUCAUCGUAUCUCUAAUGGAACUCUUGUGGUAUAACACUGGAGUCAGUGUGCUAUACCAGAGCCGACUUUGUAAAAUUCUGGGAAGCCGAAGUCACAAAAAUAUUCUUGGCGUUUCUGAAAACGAUCUUUUAAUUAACCUGUGCAUACUGCGUACGUGACAAGUUAGACUGUUGACUAUUUCUCUAUACACGGCGAAAAGUAGUUCAGAAUGAUUAAUGCAUUUAAAUAAUUCAAAGUUAUAAUAAAAAUGUACAACAAUUAACAUACUUUUUAAACUUAUCAAUAUAUUAACUCGUAUUCAUAUUUGGGGAGCUCAAACAAUAUCGUUCUAGUAUUUUCACUCGAUAACAUGUAAAGAUAAUUGCACAUGUAUCAAAAUGGUGGCGAGCGUAAAAGUUCAUUGUGUCAAGUAAAGUAACGUCAAACAGUUGUUACAUAAAAGAAAACAGAAGGAUUAAAAACACACCCGACAAUACAUCUUUGUGUAGGAAUACCAUAUUAUAACCAUGGGAAUGUUUGUGACAAGAUUUUAAGAUAGACUUUGUUAUUCUGAGAGGUUUGGAAUUUCAACAUUUUGAAAUGAUGGUAAACAUGCUAACAUUUCUGAAAUAUAUCAUUCGCAUGAUUAACUCUAGUUAUCAAGUGAAGAUAUCAAAUUAAAGUUUUUAAUUUGUUUGAUGUUGAUAUAGUAAAUAUGGCUGCACGAGCAAUGAAAGUCGACAAAUAUGUUGUAACAACAACUCGGUUUUAAGAAUGAUCAUACAGUACUAAUUAAAUUAGAUUGUGAUUAGAGCAAUAUACACAAAGAUAAUUUAAUUAACUGGCAGUGGUUUCCAUUUGUGGACUACUGAACACUGUUAAUUUUAUUACAUCACGACACGCACAACAGAGUUUCUUCGUAUCCCGGGAUUUUAUGAUUCAGCACAAAAUAUGCUAUUUUUCCGGCGUGCAAAAUGAACUAGAGUCUCAUCCGGUUUUGGCCAUUUUCCAGAGACCUCGGUCCCGACCAGCAUAUACGCCGACAUGGAACCCAUGCUUUCUACACUUGCCUAUGAUUAACUAGGAACUGUGCAUUUUUAUGCGCCCACAUGGAAGUGUGAACGUAUAUUGCCGUUUCCCCCAUUGCCGUUGUCAUCCAAUUGUUUUAGAAUUGAUAUAUGUUGUUUACAUUAGUGAGAUGAAGAAACCUAUUUAAUUUUAAUAAUUUCUAGAGUUAUGGCUCUUGUUUCACUUUGUUGAACCUUGUGAAUGCUCUAAUGCCAAAAGUUAACAUCCGAUCUUUGUGAAAUUUAUAUGCAAUAUUUAAAUUAGGGAAAUGAAGAAGACUAUUGAAUUUUAGAAAAUUCUGUUUAUUACUUCUAGAGUUAUGGCCCUUAUUUCAAUUUGUUUUAAUUCGAUCUUUGUUAAAUUUAUAUGCAUUAAUUAAAUUAAUGAAACAAAGAAACCUAUUGAAUUUCAGCAAUUUCCGUUUAUUACGUCUAGAGUUAUUGCCCUUGUUUCACUUUAUUGAACCUUGUGAACGCUCUAACACCAAAAGUUAUCACCCGAUCUUUGUGAAAUUUAUAUGCAUUACUUGAAUUAGUAAAACAAAGAAGCCUAUCGAAUCUCGGCAAUUUCCAUUAAUUACCUCUAGAGUUAUGGCCCUUGUUUCACUUUGUUGAACCUUUUGAACACUCUAAGGCAAAAAGUUAUUAGCUGAUCUGUAUGAAAUUUAUAUGCAUCAUUUAGAUUAGUGAAACCACGAAGCCCAUUGAAUUUCAGCAAUUUAAAAUAAUUACUUCUCGAGUUAUGGCUCUUGUUCCACUUUGUUUAACCUUGUUAAUGCUCGAUGGAUGAAAGUUAUCAUCAGAAAUGUAUGAAAUUUAUAUUCAUCAAUUAAAUUUGUGAAACGGUGGUCUAUUGAAUUUCAGCAAUUUCCGUCAGUUAUUUCUAGAGUUAUGGCCCUUGUUUUACUUUGUAAACGUUCAAAUGACAAACGUUAUCAUCCAAUCUGUAUGAAAUUUAUAUCAAAUUUGAAAAUUUUCUGUAAAUUACUUCCAGAGUUAAGGCCCUUGUUUCAGUUUGUAGAACCUUGUGAACCCACAAACGACAAAAAUUAUAAUCUGAUCUAUAUGAAAUUGUAUUGUAAAUGCCCCCAAUUACUUACAAAAGAAUAAAUAUACAACAACCCUUGUCCACCACUCGGUUGAUUUAGCUGCUGUGGGUGUAUGUUUCGUUGCCUGGCAACCAAUCUUUAUGCUUUAAAAUGCACAGAUCCUAUUUCAUGAUUAGUCUCGGUCACCCAGAACCUCCUAGUCUUCAACAUUCGGAGGGUCUGGGACCGUUGUCAAUAUUUGACGUAAAGUCCAUUGCCCAUGCGUAACCGGGAGUUUGGUUUUAAUGUGGUUGAUUAUCCAGUAUCUUUGGCCAAGUCAAGUAAGAGUUGUGCCCCUUCCCAUAAUUCUUGCAUUAAUAUAAACAAAUAUGAAUCGUGAUGACAAAUUAGGAUUAAUUUAAAAAGCAUAGAUAUGGCCCAUGAAGAGAGAAAAUUUACCUCCCUUAGUAGACAUUUAUGAUAAUGUAAAAGACCGGAUAAUCUAGCCAAUGUUAUUCUCAAAUGUUGACAACACAUCCAGACUAAUAUUCAUAGACUAUUUCAUGAUAGGCAAGUACUACAACAUAAUAUUACCUUUGACAGUUCUUAAGGGAUAUCAAAAAGUGGAUCUUAUUUCAUUGUAAAGUUAAAUAUUCAAUAAACUUGAGUAAAGGAAGUGGGUAACCCCUGUCUAUUUAAGAAUGAGUUCGCGAGAGAACCAUGCAAAAUUUAAUAAAAAGGGCACAAGAGGUGUCUAGCGAUUUUGACCAAACUUUGCAGAUUGGGUCAUUGGGUACCCCGUAUACCCCACAUGAAAUAUGAGACUCACCAACCUUGUAGUUACAGAGAACCAGCUAUGGCCAUUUUAGAAUAAAACAGACGACAUUUUUUUGAAAAAAAAACUAUCUAAAUUUAAAUAUUUCCCAUAAAUUGCCUAUUGAUUUUUUAUUUUUUUUAAUAUAUAUGACUAUUGAAUUUUUCCGAAACCAUUUGAGGCUAUGAGGAAUUUAUUUUGAGACCUAGUUUUUGCUAUAUGCUAAAACAUAUAAAUUCCAUGAUGCUAUAUCUCACCCAUUGCGGGGCUGAGAACAAUUCUAAUAUUAAAUUUGAUGGUCAAACUUGAAGAAAAUGACUUCAUUUUUAACAUCAUUUUUCCAAUAAAAUCAUUCGAUGCCUGGAUUAUUAGGCCUGAUAAUGACCCAUACAACCGCCUUCCAGCAACCCCAUGUCAGGCCGGUACAGAUGAUUCAGGAAUUCCACAAGGAUCAGUCCUUGGACCUGUCCUUUCUGUAAUGUAUACUAAGAAUUUAGGACAAUUAAUCGAUAAUCAUGGUUUCUAGGACGGCAUUCUUAUGCAGAUGAUACACAGCUGAUUGCAAAUUACUCUGUUUCCAAAACUGUUCCAUCCCCUAAUUAUUGUGUACACAUGACAUUAAAGAUAGGAUGACAAUAACUAUGUUGAAAUUAAAUGUAAUUGAAUUAAGUAAAUCAGAAUGUAUUUUAUUUGGUCCAAAUACACAUCUGAAAAAUACAAGUUCAAAUGAUGUGGUUGUACGAGAUGCAAUACUUGUACCAUAAGACACUGUGAAGAACUUGGGUGUCCUCUUGGGGUCCAAUUUAAGCAUGGACAGUCACAUUAGUGAAAUUUGUCGAAAAUGUUAUCAGUCAUAUAAGACACUUGAUUAGCCACAAAUUAGCUACUACACUUGUAUGUUCUUUGGUAUUCUCAAGGAUUGACUACUGUAACAGCUUGUUAGUAGAAACAUCUAGUGCCAAUAUUAAAAAAAAUCAACUUGUACAAAAUACCGCAGCUCGAAUUGUUACCAGAUCAUCAAAAUACUUUCAUAUUAUUCCUAUUCUGAAAUCACUCUAUUGGCUGCCAAUAAAUGAAAGAAUCAAAUAUACCUAUCUAACCUUUUGCAAAUACAAGUUCCCUCGCGUAACCUCCGGCUGAACACACCUUAAUCAGUUGUGUUGCUCAAGGUGGAAAUUAAAAUCAUCUGGAUACAGAUCGUUCUCAGUGAAUGUGCCUAAACUGUGGAACAAUCUUACAGAGAUCAUUAAAGGACAAUAUUGGUGCCAGUCAUUAUCACAUAUGUGAUAGAGCUGGUUAAACACAUUCCAAAUAUAAUUUUAACACAGAGAUCAUUGCUACGAUAGCUGAGUAAUACAGGUUUCCUGAAUCGGAAGUGACGAACGCCAAAGGAAAACACGAGUCAUACCUCUAUUAUAACUGACUGAUGUGACGAGUGAUAACAGAUACACGGCCGAAUUUCUGCUCACUAAUAAUUCCUUCCAAGACCAAAAGUUGUUAUAUGGGACUGUAAGAGGAUACCUGACAAUUCAAUAAAGUAAUUGAAUUUUGUUAGAUAAGAGAACACGAGAAAAAUAGAAAUAGUCCGUACAUUCCCUUGUUUAUAUUCAUUCUAUACCUUAUUAAAACAUGGUAAUGCACAUACUUUUUCUGUUUUUCUUUCGUUUUCUGUUAUCUAGUGGCAGUCAAUUCUUUUUAUGAAUUGUCAGAUUAGCAUCCAUUUUGAAUGACAGUGAUUCAGAUUUUAUCGGUGGUGUAGAAUUUUAUAGUUUUGCGUUAGAACGUGAUAGGCUAGUAGGCUUACUGAUAGGCCUAAAUGAUAGAAGCAAGUAGGCUUAAUCAACGAACUAUUUAAAUAAGCUUACAUUAAAAGAGAUUUAUGAUGAAUGAUUUUUAGUUUACAACAGCCGAACAAAAAAAACAAAAAAAAAUAGAACUAACUAUUAUAUACAUAAAUUUUGCAUGAAAUGUCUCAAUUUUUGGUAUAAAAUUUAUAUUUAUGAAAAUAACAUUAAAUUUAGAUUAUUUCAUCCAUUUACAUGUAGGGUCUAUCUACAGUUGUUUUUUAAUAAUAUUAUGACUUUAAAAUGUAUGCUCUAUAUGUAUAUUUUAACACUAUUGACGAUUAUGACGUGGGUUUUUAUGACGUUAUGACGUCAAACCUCUGGUCAUUUAAGAGUUAAUAUCCGAUUGACUUUAAAUUUAUACACAGUGUGUAAGGUCAUGAGACGAAAAAGCCUAUUGAUUUUCAGCGAUUUCCGAUAAUUACUGCCAGAGUUAUGGCCCUUGAUCACUUUGAAAAAUUUUGUAGGCUAAAGUUAAUAUCCGAUUGACUUUAAAUUUAUACACAGUGUUUAAGGUCAUGAGACGAAGAAGUCUAUUCAUUUUCAGCGAUUUUCGAUAAUUACUUCCAGAGUUAUGGUCCUUGAUCACCAUAUCCGAUUGACUUUAAAUUUUUACACAGUGUUUAAGGUCAUAAGACAAAGACGCCUAUUGAUUUUCAGCAAUUUCUGAUAAUUACUGCACUCGAUCACUUCAAAAAAUCUUGUGGAUGCUCUAGAGGCUAAAGUUAAUAUCCGAUUGACAAAGAAUCCUAUUGAUUUUCAACGAUUUCCGAUAAUUACUGCCAAAGUUAUGGCCCUUGAUCACUCUGAAAAAUCUUGUGACGCUCUAGAGGCUAAAGUUAUCAUCCAAUUGACUUCAGAUUGAUAGUUACUUCAUGAGUUGUUACUCUUAAUCAGAUUUUAGUGUAUUAUAAAUGUUUCAUUACCAAAAAAAGUAAAAAAUAUGCGACAACACUUGUUGACUGCCCGGACGAUUUAGCUGCUGUGGGCGUAUGUUUUGUUGCCUGGCAACCUAUCUUUAUCUGAUUUUGUUGAAAUUUGAAAUGUAAGUUUAUAACCCAAAGAUCUUGGUUCUUUUCGAUAUUUGCGCAUAUCAGGUCGUAACUUCCUGAAUCGUAUUUUAAGAUUGUGGUCCCUCUAGAGUUAACAAUUUUUAUCCAAUUUAAAAAAACGUUUAAAUAUAUCUCUGUUAUACCCUAAUGAUGGUUGAGUUUGAAUUUCGUGAAAAUCGAACCAAAACUGCCCCUCGUACACUAAUAGUGUAAAAAUAUGGUAAAUCAAGGUUGUGGACUCUCUAGAGGUCACAAUUUUCACCCGAUAAAUUUGAUGAAACUUGAAAUGCAUGUUUAUAACCCAAAUAUCUUGGUUCCUUUCGAUAUUUGCGCAUAUCGGAUCGUAACUUCCUGAAUUACGGCCCCCGAUUGUACGAAAAAUUGCAUUUUUAGCUUUUAGUCCCUCAAGAGGUCACAAUUAUUAUCUAAUUUAAAAAAACGUUCGAAUAUGAUACCGUUACACCGUAUUGUUGGUUCAUUUCGAAUGUCAUGAUAAUCGGACCAAAACUGCCCGACAAUUUUUGGACAAAAAUGGAAAUUAUUUACUACUUAACAGAUCGAGUGCCACCCAAUUUUUUUCUUGAUCUUAAUACUAUGGAUCAUUGCCUUUUCAGUCAGCAUUCCAAAAAAAUUCUUAUACCCGCAGUGGGUGAGAUAUAGAUAGAUAGAAUAAAAUGACAUACCUAUAAAUUGAGCUAUUCUGGUACCUUGCAGCACUAAGUCCCUAUUCCAAAAAGCUCUCGAUGAAACUAUCAAACUUUCAGAAUGUAUAUAUACUCACUAACCAUAUCUGCUACCCUAUAAAGUUUAAUUAAUCUACUCACUGUAGUUUAGUUGUACCCCAUAAUUGAAAAAAUGGCCUGAAAAUGACGAUUUUUUGUCUUUUUUCGGUCUUAAAAUUACAAAAAAAAUUUCUACACUCUAAAAAUGGGUCGAUUGAUCUUAAAUUUUGGCAGUGGGGUUUGGUGCAAUCUAAUUAAAAUAUAGAUCUAUAUUUUGUUUCGUUUUUUAUACUUUCGAUGGCCUACACUACAUGUAGAUCUAACAAGUUAUAUAGUGGGAGUUUACGUUCUAUGACGUCAGGUACCAAGCAAGCGACAUUUGACCCGAUUACGUCAGUCAUUCGAUUAACCAAUUAGCGACCGUCAUGUAUUUUUUAUCUACUUUUGCUUUGUUUUGAUUUCUAUUGCCGCUAAUGUCUACCCACAGUUCCGCGCAAAAAAGGUCAAACGCUCGAUUCGACAGACCAUUUGAUUGACUGACCCCUCAUUUCAAGCAGAACACGAGUUAAAUAACAAUGCUUCCAGAUCCAAGUGUAGUAAAGACAAGUAAAAUCGAAAUUUUGAACUAUUUAAACGAAACGAAAUUGGAUCUGGGUUUUAAUCAGAUUGGGUUUGAAGGGGUUAGGCUACUCAUCAUACAUAAAAAAAAAAUGGUGAAAAUCGGUCACCCACCAUGUGCCGGUCUCUGCAUGAUUCUUUCGCAAACGCAUUCUUAAUGUGUAGUUUUUAUCAUUUCACCAUGCAUAUCUUUAUUUACAAGUUGAAUCUAUUGACCAAUAUCAGGCCUAUUGUUUGACGCAGUACAUAAGUUGCCCAUUGCUAUGCAAUAAUAUGUCUUCAAAGAGUGUUCUUUUACAUUAUUGUUUGUUUAACUGUAAGCACAUGGGAAUAACAGAUUGUUUAAAUUGUGCUUAAUUUAUGGUUGGAAUAUUUUAAAGUUUAAAGGGUAGUAUCAUGUUGAUAUUCCAGAUUCUACCUGAUAUCAGUAAUCCGAUUUCUGAGGUCAAAAUAAAAUGUUUAAAUUUGUUUUUUUCCCAUUAGUGAUUAGACAAAAUCUAAAUAAUCAAGUUUUUGAAAUUGGAAAUACUGAAUGAAUGUCCAUAAUUUGUUUACAAAUCUUAGUUUUGUAUCUCAUCAUUGAAUCUAUUUUCUGUGGACCUAAAAUUAUUAAUGCUAAUAUUUAUCCUCUAAACAGAGAAGAUCAACACAUUAAAUCAACACUGUUUAUUUUUUAGCCUAUUCAAGGGGGUUAGCCAUUUUAAACCUAGGAUGAGAGAGAGAGAGGUGGGGGGUCAACUCCACUCGACACAAACUAGGUCAUUUUGGGACUAACACGUGGUUCAAUUUUAUUUCAAUAGGAUGAUAGCACUAAUACAGGUUUUGAAGAGAGGAUUAAAAGUGCAUACAUAUGUAUGAAACUCUUUAAUUGACUCACUAGUUAUAUAAUCUAUAUUAUUUUGUAUAUUUUAAUGUAUAUUUAAGGCACAUGUAUAUUUAUUGCUACUUGUUAUAUUACAUGGAUGCGAGAAGAGGGACGGCAACACUCCCUGAGCAGGGUGACUAAAGCUGGACAGGCUGAUAACAUCUGCGUGAAUACUGGAUCAAGAAAGAGAUACCGGUGGGGCGAAGGUGUAAAUACAAUAAAUUAAAGAAUCCUCGCUCAACAGGCUUGGUAGAAGUGAAGAUUUUUUAAUAAUAUAACGUUUUGGGUUGAGAUACCUCAAUAAAUUGUAUAUAAAGGCGCCACAGGAUUAUUAAUUUUUAUACACCCACAUUUUCAUGUGGACGUAUAUUGUCGUCGCCCCUGUCAGUCCGUCCACAAUUGUAUGUGAACACUCUACAGGUCACAAUUAUCCGAUUUCAAUGAAACUUGAAAUAUAGGUUUAUCACCCUAAGAUCUCGGUUCCUUUCGAUAUUAGCAUGUAUCGGACCAUAACUUCAUAGAUUAUGGACCCUGAUUGUACGAAAAAUCGUGUUUUUAGCUUGUGGACCCUAUAAAGGUCAUAAUUUUUAUCCGAUUUAAAAAACUGUACUAUUAUAUCACCGUUGCACCCUAAGGACGACUGAGUUUGAAUUUCGUGAAAAUCGGCCCAAAAUUGACAGACAAAAUGGCCGCCGUUCGUUCCCAAAUAGCGUAAGAAUAUGGUAUAUCAAGGUUGUGGACCCUAUAGAGGUCACAAUUUUUAUCCAAUUUUGUUGAAACUUGAAAUGUAAGUUUAUAACACAAAGAUCUCGUUUCCUUUUGAUAUUCGCGCAUAUCGGACCGUAACUUCCUGAAUUAUGGCCCCUGAUUGUACGAAAAAUCGCGUUUUUAUCUUGUGGACCCUAUAAAGGUCAUAAUUUUUAUCCGAUUUAAAAAAACUGUACUAUUAUAUCACCGUUACACCCUAAGGAUGACUGAGUUCGAAUUUCGUGAAAAUCGGCCCAAAAUUGACAGACAAAAUGGCCGCCGUUCGUUCCCAAAUAGCGUAAGAAUAUGGUAUAUCAAGGUUGUGGACCCUAUAGAGGUCACAAUUUUUAUCCGAUUUUGUUGAAACUUGAAAUGUAAGUUUAUAACACAAAGAUCUCAGUUCCUUUCCAUAUUUGCGCAUAUCGAAUUGUAAUUUCCUGAAUUAUGGCCCUUGAUUGUAGGAAAAAUCACUUUCUUUUUAGUUUGUUCUCUAUCCAUCUCUCAAAAAUGUGGGCGUAUCCUGCCUGGCAGCCGCUGGUUAGUUACAUUCUCGUAGCUAAGUUACCUUGAAAUAUCAUUAUGUAAAUUUAUUCAUAUUUUAAAAUAAACGUCUAGUUCUCUCAUC